Papilio machaon (common yellow swallowtail) is the source of this 1349-nucleotide messenger RNA. RefSeq lists its product as uncharacterized. Gene Ontology annotation, molecular function: sequence-specific DNA binding. Lineage: Eukaryota; Metazoa; Arthropoda; Insecta; Lepidoptera; Papilionidae. The transcript has 2 exons. The record is from RefSeq and is a predicted model, not a curated record. The coding region runs from base 70 to 738 and encodes 222 amino acids.
AACAUUUCAUCACUUCACGUUGCAGUGUAAUUAGAAUUGUUUUAUAAAUAGAAUAUCACAGUCAUUGAAAUGAACAUUAAAAACAUUAGUGCUCUGAUUGAAGCUCUGUUAUUAGAAGAACUUCCGGACUGCGACGAAGAUUCUGAUGCAGGCGUGUCCGAUGAUGAAGUUGAAAAUCUUCAAGUACCCUCACCAUGUGGCUUCGAUGAGGUUUUCGAAAAAGCUCUAGACAGUAUCUUUGCCGAAGUUCCGCCGUCGUCGCCGCCAAAUGAAAAUGUAAUGGAGUGCCCUAUAAAUCAGGAAUCCACAUCUAAAGUUCAGACUGAUCUUCUAUCUGCAAAUACGUCUUCACACCGAACUAACCAGCGAUUACACGAACCAAACCGUAAAUGGAAAAAGAGGAACCUAGACACAAUUUUACCAGAAUACAUUGCAGAUACUAAAGUUGUAGAAGACUGUUUUGCUCACUGUACAACACCAACUGAUAUAUUUUUAGUAUUGAUUGGAGAUAUUAUUGACAAUAUCGUAUACCAAAGUAACCAUUAUGCCACUCAGAAAGGCAAGGUAUUGAACCUGAAAAAGGAGGAACUUCUAACAUUUAUAGGUAUGAAUUUUUUUAUGGGUUACAAUACUCGUCCGGCGUGGAGAGACCAUUACUCUUCGGCACCUGAUCUCAACCGAUGGUUGAUUCGCUCAAUAAAAAAUUUCAAGAAGUGUAUCAUGGUACUCGCGAGCUGAGUGUAGAUGAGUCAAUGGCUAAAUUUAAAGGUAGGUCAGUCUUGAAACAAUAUCUACCUAUGAAGCCUAUAAAAAGGGGGUACAAGUUGUGGUAUCUUGCUGACCAGAGGGGUUAUAUAAAGAAGUUUCAAAUUUACCAAAGAAAAGACGAAGAACUGAACUCAAAAUUUACCGGCUAUGGCUUGGGAGAGAAAGUAGUCUUGGAGUUAACAGAACAAGAUUGGGGUAAAGGAAAGGUAGUUUACUUUGAUAAUUUUUUCUCGUCUGUUGCUUUGCUUGAGAAACUGAAAACUGAAAACACCUACGCAUGUGGAACUGUGCGAAGCAAUAGAAAAAAGGGGCGACAGUGAUCAUCGAUAAUUAAUACCUUUUAAUUUAAUAAUUAAUAAAUCAUGGUUGGAUCUCAUUGCUAUUAUCAUUUCUAUCGAAGUUUCUAACAUUGUGAUAACACAAAGUUCCUGUCGGUACUUUAAAGUCUAGGUCUUGGAAAUAGUACUUCUAGGUAAAAUAAAAAUCUAAAAAAAAUAUGUGCGUUUCCUGUUACCUACCUUAUUAUAAAAAUAAAGUUCAAAAGCGGAAAUUGGUUAAAAAACACUACCCCGGGGGGAAAG